UGGUCUCCAAAACCCACGCGGCUUUGGUGAUGGAAUAUGUUGGUGAGGAAGAAAUUUCAAAAGAUAAAAUGGUUGAUGGAAUGGAGAAGUACGAAAUUGUUGACGAUUAUUUGGGUUCUGGAAGUUUUGGUGUUACUAAACUUGUGAGGAACAAAAACACCAAAGAACUUUUUGCAGUGAAGUUCAUAGAACGUGGUCCGACGAUCGAUGAGAAUGUGGAAAGAGAGAUUAUAAACCAUCGAUCACUUCAGCAUCCAAACAUCGUUCGUUUCAAAGAGGUCAUUUUAACCUCAACCAAGUUGGGUAUAGUGAUGGAAUAUGCUGGUGGAGGACAACUUUUCCGACGAAUUUCCAAUUCUGGUUGUUGUACUGAAGAUGAGGCAAGAUAUUUCUUCCAACAGCUGAUUUGUGGACUCGAAUAUAUUCAUUCAAUGCAAAUAUGCCAUAGAGACUUGAAGCUAGAUAAUAUCCUUUUAGAUGGAAGCAAAGCACCACGCGUCAAAAUCUGUGAUUUUGGCUACUCCAAGUCAUCCAUGUUGUAUUCAAAACCAAAUACAAUUGUUGAUUAUUCUACAACGUAUGCAGCACCAAUGGAUCAAGCAAACGGACAAGAUGAUGGACAGUUAUACCCGUUGCAUUCAAUACCAAAUACAAGGGUUGGUUCUACAACAUACUCAGCACCAGAGGUUCUAGUAGAAGGACAGUAUAAUGGAAAGAUAGCGGAUGUAUGGUCAUGUGGGGUUACUCUCUAUGUUAUGUUGUUCGGCUCAUAUCCUUUUGAAGAUCCAAACGAUCCUAAAAACAUUCGAAAAACUAUUAAGCGAAUAAUGCAUAUAGAUUAUAAAAUACCAGAGAAUAUUAAAAUAUCUGAAGAUUGUCGUGACCUACUCUCUCACAUCUUUGUUGUAGAUCCCUCGAUGAGAAUUCCACUGCAAGAAAUUAAAAGUCACCCAUGGUUCGAAAAGAAACUGGCAUGGGAAUUGAGAAAAGAAAUCCAAGCCCUCUUUUAUAUGAGGAACAUUCCAACCUUCUCUCAUCAAAGUGUUGAAGAAAUCAUGAAGGUCGUGGGGGAGGCGAAGAAGAAACUGCCCUCAUCAUCGACAACCAUCGUGGACUACAACUCAGAAACUGAAAAGGAAGAAGAGACCAAUACGGAAGAAAAUGAGGAAGAUGAAGAAGCUAUGUCUGAAUGAAACCGGAGUCGACAACUUCAUGAGUUUUCUUUCAAAGAACAUUUUCAUAGACGAACAUACUCGGUUGGCCGUUUAUGCUUCUGCAGAAAAUCUUGUUAGAUGUAUUCUAAUGCUAUUUAAAAUAUUUUUUGAUUAAGGGUUGGGAUUCCGUACUCGUAAAUUGUUGACACUUGAUUGGAAAUGUACGAAUAUUAUAAAUUGUAUUAUAUCGUAUAUAUAUUAAAGUGUUGGCUACUUUUUUCUA
Cucumis sativus (cucumber) is the source of this 1437-nucleotide messenger RNA. RefSeq names its product serine/threonine-protein kinase SAPK7. Gene Ontology annotation, biological process: intracellular signal transduction; protein phosphorylation. The transcript is spliced from 11 exons. Gene Ontology annotation, molecular function: protein serine/threonine kinase activity; ATP binding. Bases 30 to 1193 code for a protein of 387 amino acids. Gene Ontology annotation, cellular component: nucleus. The record is from RefSeq and is a predicted model, not a curated record. NCBI's taxonomy places the organism in Eukaryota, Viridiplantae, Streptophyta, Magnoliopsida, Cucurbitales, Cucurbitaceae.